AACAUCCAUUUCAACAUGAUCAUCUAACGCGUGAACAAAAUCUUUAUUAUGAGAAUGAUUUUGUUAAUGAAACUGAUACAAAACUUGAUGAAUUUAUAGCACAAGGAAGAGAAGUACUUAAUAAUAUGUAUGAUCAAAAUGAUACCUUAAAAAAUGCUCAACGAAAAUUACUUGAUGCGGCUAAUACUUUGGGAUUAUCUCAUAAUGUAAUUCAAUAUAUAGAACGUAUAUCAUUUCAAGAUAAAUGGAUUUUUAUAGGUGGAGCAAUUAUUACUUUAUUCUCUAUGUGGGCUAUUUUACAUUAUUUAACUUAA
Messenger RNA from Diversispora eburnea, 314 nucleotides. NCBI's taxonomy places the organism in Eukaryota, Fungi, Glomeromycota, Glomeromycetes, Diversisporales, Diversisporaceae. The record is from the annotation of a GenBank genome assembly.